Molecule: messenger RNA, 1638 nt
Organism: Esox lucius (northern pike)
Lineage: Eukaryota; Metazoa; Chordata; Actinopteri; Esociformes; Esocidae
Exons: 5
Coding region: 782-1411 (209 amino acids)
Source: RefSeq, a predicted model, not a curated record
CUUUCGAUUUAAUGCUCAGAUCAAAAAUAGGAAAUUAGGAAACGGGCCACAGACCGAUUUUGAUUUUGAUAUUUAAUUUGUUCGAUUUGUGUGAACCGGAAGUUACGGUCUUCUUCGUGUGUUGCACUUGGAAGUUUCCAAGUUUUUUUUAUAUACUGUCUAUGGACGUUUCCCGCAAUUUGGAAAACAGUUAGACGAGGCCUGGAAAACAUCAAUUAUGCAGUGAUUGUAAGUUAAUGACUCAGUAUUUCUUAAGUAAUUUCGUAUUGACACCAUGGCCGCACUGGAACCAUAUGCUGAUUUAAUUAAAGAUUUAUUUGAAACUGGCAAGACACAUGUAGAGAUUUCCACAACGCUGCAGCAGAUGGGUGUCCAGCGAUGUUCUGAAAUAAGUGUGAGAAGAUUCUGUGUUCAGCACAACCUUAAGCGAAAAAGACAUGUAUCGGACACAGAACUGGAGAGGGCUGUGGUUGGAUCAAUAUAUGAAACGGGCCCAUCUUAUGGCCGCAAGUUCAUGACUGGAUAUCUGUCUUCAAUGGGAGUGCAUGCAGGAGAAUGUCGAGUUGGGAAAAUCCUCAGAGAGAUUCAUCAGCCAUACCACGAAUUCCGACGUCAUGCAAGUUAUAUGCUAAGAAUGAAGUAGGCCUACAGUACAUGAUGUUGCAUGCAUAUAAGAAUUUCUUUGAUGUAGAAAUGGUUCGUGAAUAUUCUGGGCUCAAAAUAUAAAACAUGUCUUCAGGGUGCUCGUAAUCUAAAUCCCAUCCCGUAUCAUGCGGAAUAUAUGGGCCAUAAAAUUCACAUGGACCAAAACGAGAAGCUUGUGAUGUUUGGAGUGACACACGUCGUGGCAGUUGAUGGCUACAGCGGCAAAAUUGUUGCCAAUGCCACCAUGCCAGUGAAAAACAACCUUGUGAUUUAUGAGGAAGUUUACAGAUCUGCAGUGGUUAACCAUGGGAUGUGGGACCAACUCAGGGUCGACCAUGGCAGGGAGUUUUACAUGUGCUUGUACAUGCAAGAGAUGCUGUCAAGACAUAGACACAACCCUAGCAGGCCACCAUACCUUCAAACAACAUCAACAAGGAAUCUUCGAGUGGAAAGGAUUUGGCCCGAGGUGAACAAUCGCGUUAACUACCCAUUGAAACAGGCCCUGGUACACCUGCUGGACCAAGAAGUCCUCAACAUGGAGGACAAUAUGACUAAAUUCUGCAUUUCAAACCUGACAUGUCAAUUAAGCCAAAUUGGACUAGGCAGAGUGGUGCAAUCGUGGAAUGCACACAGGAUCCCAGGACGUGGGAUACCCAAUGAACUUGCAGCAGGUGGCUGUCCAGCUAAAAUCUCUGAAGAGCUGCUGCCCAAUGCCUCUGUUGUGGCAAACAUGUAUGAGCAAGAGUUUGGAUCCUCGCUAACUUAGGUGUCAGUUUUUGGAACUGACCCAUUUUCAUCUGAGGAGGAUAGAUGUCAUGCAGAACAAGACUUUGCAGAAAACUACCCUGACAUCUCUCUUCUUUUUAAUCAUGUGGUAAAUAAUGACUAUACACCUUUCCAAGAUGCCUUGUUGUACCUCAUAAAUGUCACCCAAAGAUAUGUCUGAAAACAGUAACUGAAAUGCAGUGGUGUUGUUAAGUAGCUAGGAAAACA